AUGACGACUGUACCGAACGGCUCGCGGUCACGGGCCGCCGCCGUCGCCACUGCCUGUUUGCUGGUCGCGGCCGUUUUGUCGGGGCGGCCGCGGCCGGCCGACGGCGCCCGCGUGUUGGCCGUCGAGACCGUGUUCGCCAGGAGCCACUGGAACUUUAUGCGCGGCGUACUACACGCGCUGGUCGACGCUGGACACCAGGUGAAGGCGUACACGCCGUUCCCCGGCCGAAAUUCGACCGCGGCCAACUAUACAGAGGUGGACACGUACGCGGACUACGGCGACGUGUUGGCCGCCGUUAACAUGAACGCCACCGAGGUGGGCCCGCUGUUCUCGACGCCGUCGUUUCUGAUACCGUUCAUGGUAAAUGGUAGCCGUUUUACGUGUGACGUCCUGGACAAGUUGGUGCCAGACGCGGACGGCGGCGAAACGUUCGAUCUGUUCAUCACGGAGCCGCUGAGCAGCGAGUGCGUAUCGCACGUGUCGCGCCGGCUCGGGGUGCCGCUCGUCUACACAAUUCCCGCUCCGUUGUUGCCGUGGAUCGAGAUCAGUUUGUUUGGCCACUACCCCAACCCGUCGUACGUGCCACACAUGUUGUCCGCGUACACGUCCCCCAACACGUUUUUCCGGCGGGCGCACAACUUGGCCCUGUAUCUGCAAACGGUUUACCUGCAUUACCGGGCCACGAUCGCUGCGGUGGCCGCCGAAAACCGUACGUACGAUCGUAUGCCGCCAGUCAACCCGUCCCUGGUGUUUGUCAACACGCACUACGCCACGGAGCUCGCCAGACCGGUACCCGCGAACCGAGUGAACGUGGGCGGCAUUCAUCUGAAAAAGCCCGAACCGCUGCCGGCCGUAAGUACCACGUCGUCCAUUCCCACCACGAUACAAUCGCGAUAAAACCGCCCAAACGUAUUUCAUAAUAUUUAAGUUGGGCGCUUGAGAAACAAAAAGAAAUGCCGGCUGUACAUGUGCAACCGAAUCAAACGACUCGUAUAUAUGCUUUGUAUGCAGAUCAGCAAAUAAAGAAUAUUUUCUCGCGUAUUAAUAUUUUUUUUUUUAUACUCGACGUUUAUGAUUUUCGUCGAAACACCGGAUAAAUAUUCCGAUUUCAAUUCCAUAAACAUGUUAUUUGAAAAUUAAAAGUGGGCAAAGUGUGUUUCACCCUAAAAAAAUAACGGUCACAUUUUAGAGCUGUUUUAAUUUUAUAAAUUUAAAAAAAAAAAAAAAAUCCGAAAAGUGUCUUAUUUCGGAUUGAUCAGGGUGAUCCUGUAGGAUGGAUAAAAUGGAUUAUACUUAAUAGAGUUCACGUUUCGAAUAUCCCGGUAAUUUUCGCAUGUUCCACCGAAAAUCAUUUUUAAGUACUGUACGACUUACGUAGUAUAAGAUUUUUUUUUAACAAAAUCAGUUUUUUUAUAACGUUCGUCGACAAAAUAUACGUAGUAUAAACUUUAUAAAGCCAUACAGUUACUUUGGAAAAAUCCGAGAGAAAAUUAUAAGUAAAACGGCAAAUAUUUACAGCGCGCCGCGGCGUUACCGAUUCCAUUAUUUUAAAUUUAUAUACACGAUAUUUUUUACCAGAAUUAUUGCUCCAAUCAAAAAAUGACAAGAGAUCGAUUUUGUUCCUUUUGGCAUAUAGCCAUUAACGAGGAAGUCGCUUCGUGAUAUCUAAAGUAUUUUUUAUAAUAAUUUAGUAAAACCAAAAAGACGAAAAAUACGAUUUUUUUUUCAAAUUACUGCGCGACGAUUUCAUUAUUUAAAAUUUAUAUGACUUAUGUUUUCUACUAUAAAUAUUGCUCCGAUAGACCAAUGACAAGAGACUUUUUUUGUUGAAUUCUUAAUUUGGUUGGUAAGCUAGAACGUCGUUUUUUGAUUUUCCGUGGUUUUUUUUUUAAAUUGAGAUAACAUUUAGAACGAACGGGACUAUUUACGAAAAUAAUUCUUUUAUUAUUUAACAUUGUGAUUCAGUUAAAAAUAUUCGUAGGAAUUUGAAAUUUAAUCAGAAAACGUAUAUUUACAUACAUUUAUUUAUGUUUCAUUAUAAAUGUAUGUUCAUUGUUUAUCGUUUGAUAAGCAUAAUAUUUUUAUGUUCUAAAUUUUUACGAAAUUAUAUUAUUUUCUUACUACAAAAAUAUGUUAUCUCGAAUAGAAUAACCGAAAAUUGUAUUGUAAAGUAAUAAAUAUACUAAUGUGGUCACGUGUAUAUGUUUUCGCUCUGUAUAGCCUGUAUACAACAUCGUGAACUAUUUGUAGUCGCUGUUUUACAUUUAGAAAUGUAUUGUUGUUUAUCGUUUACUAUUAACUAAAUAGUUAUAGUUAAAUAGACAAUAGUUAUCCGCUUUUACUUAAUGCUAUCGCACAGUGUACACGUUACAGCAGUAGUUGUAAUUGUAAAAUGUACAAUGUGUUAUACUUAGCUAUCAUACUAUAUAGGGGUAUACUUAUCCCUUAAAUUAGGUUCGGCAUCACUGAAAAUGACUGAUAUGUCCUUAAAUCUAACCAAACCUACCAAAAACCAACACAUUCCUUGUUCCACGUGGAAUCAAAAAUAAAAUAAAUAUACUAUACUCGAAAUAUUUUUUUUAGACUUAGAUACAAUACAACAUUAACUAGUAUUCUAGUGUUCAUAGUAUACUUUCAAAUAUAUAUAUAUAUAUAUAUAUAUAUGUAUAUGUAUAAUAGGGUGGUCCUUAUUUUUCGCUUGUGAUUUUUUUAAGUUAUCCCCCCCUAAAAAGGUUCGAUUACUAAAAAAAACGCUAUAAAAAAAUUUCAGGCAAAUUCAUUGAUAUUAACCCGUGCCACAAAAGCUCUAAAUUUACAAAAAUAGAAAAUUUUCAAUAUUAUCAAUUUUUUAAAUUUUUUUUUAAUAUAACUCCAGGAAAAAAAUACUUACAAAAAAUUUGUAAAAAUAUAAAUGAUAGAACACUACAUUUUCUACAAUUUGUUUCAUACAUAAUAUUUUGCAAAUAUAUUAUUUUUUCAAAUAUUUUAAUUACAAGGUAAAAACAAGAAUAAUCUUAAACAUUUUAAUAUUUAAGGCAACUUAAAAUACAACUAAUAAUUAUUUAUAAUAACAGUUUACAAUUAUAAUAACAUUGUUACCUAAUUAUUUUAUUUGUAAUAUAUUUUAAUUAUAAAUGAUAAAACCAAAUUAUUGUGAUAGUGCAGUAAGUGUUUCUUUUUUGUGGUCAGGAUAUUUUUUGCGGUAAUCACUAACAACUUGUAGAAGGUAUUGUUUUUGGUAAUUUUGUCAUUAUAGUCCUUUAUAAGUUUUACUCCUCUUUCUGCUACAUCGUUUAUUACUGGAAUAUUUUUUUAUAACUAACAAAGCUUNAUAGUUAAACGUUGUGCAUUUGAAAUUAAUUCUGAUGAAAUUCCGUCGUUGUUUAGAGCAUGACCUAUUUUUCUUUUUAUUUCCAGUGGCACAGCUUCAUAGAAAAAAGCAAAAGCACAUAAUUCUGCAGAUAAAUACAAUAAGUGACCACAAAACUUUUUAACUGCAAUCUGAGAUAUAUCUUUGUCUAUAGAGGUAUAAUGUAAAAGACUUUUUAUAAAAUUCAAGUCUUGUAAUGGUGCUUUGAUUGAAGAUGGUGAGUUGAACCAUACUUUUAUGUAUAAUCGUACAAUAAAAACGCAAAUACUUCUCAAAGCACUUUCUUCUUUUGGUGUUAAAUGAAAUUGUUCGCGAAAUAAAUAUAUUUUCAAGCUAUAAAUAGCUUUGGCCAUCCACCGCGCGUGAUGAAUGGCACCUGGCAUUUUAAAUCGAAUAUUAUUAGGAAGUUUUCCACCCAGAAAAAUUACUGUUAAUUCUAGUAACUCUCGGUAAUCAUCUCUUGGGUGAUUUUCUAAAAGUAUAAAUUCCUCACUAUCUACAUCGUCACAUUCGUCAGAACUACUCGACGACUGUAGUUCUACAGUUUUAUCUGAAAUUAAUUUUAUAUUAUUACACAUUUAUUGAAAUCAAAAUUAAUAUCAUAGACUAAAAACGUACACAAAGCUUCAAGUUCAUCACGGGCACGAUUUUUUCUUUUAUUUGUCGCUUGUUUGCUAUCGUCUAUGAUUUUUUCUUUUUUUAUCAUUUUUUGAUCAAUACCACGCAAUGACCCAGGUCGACCUUUCUGUUUCUGGGCUAUUAAAAAUGCUUUGACAUUCUCAAUAGACAGUAAAUCUAAUGAAUUUGCACUCGCUACGUCGAAUAAAUCAUCUAACUUUGAUAGAAACUGCGUAUUUUUUUCCAUUUGCACUUUUUCUAUAUUCUAAUUUUUGUAAAUUUCUCCACUCUUUGUAUAAACCUUCCAGCUUGUUCACACACUUUUGUUCUGUUCUCGUUGGUAUGCGUGCCUUCCGCCAAAAAAUGAUUGCUUCUUGUAUCACUAAUGUAGCACUUUGNUGUUUGAUGGUAAUUUACUACCAACAAUUUGAUUUGUACUAUAUCCAAUUAAAAAAAUAUAUUUCGACUCACAUAAACUAUCCCUGGUAACCAUUGUAAAUCACUCAAAUAAAAUGUAUGACGUACAAAAUUUGAAAAUUUAAUACUCAACAAUUUUAGUGUGACACUGGUUGUUGUAGUAAGUCAAAUGAGAAAUUAAUCAAUAAAUUGGAAAAUGACUACAAUGACAUAAUAAAUUCGAUAACAUAUAAGUAUAGAUUGUAAUAAUGUGUGAUGUAGAGAAUAAAGAAUGUAGGUAAUAUAUUAUUUGAUUGUCUGAGUCAUAAAAAUAAUCUUUAGAUAAUAAUCGAAAAAUAUAGGUACUGGGUAAAGUGCAUAUUAUUUAUUCGUGCAAUCGACCGAUAGCCGAUAAUGAUUAUGAUUUUUUAUUUUUGACCUUUUAGUUCAAAUAUUUAAAAAAGCUUUAAAUUUAUAAUAUAAACUAUUGUAAAUUUAGUUUUCUUUAAUUUAUCAUCUAAAGAAUUUAUCGUGAGAUUCUUUUCUCUAGAGUUAUGUUGGUUUUAUAACAAAAACUUAACGAUUUUGAAAAAUGUUUUAUAUUUGUAACUUCAGAGCUGUUGUGGCACGAGUUAAAUUUAUUUGAUUUGUCUAAAACUUUAUUUUUAUCAUUAUUUUUAGUAAUGGAACUUAUUGGGGGAGGUGUAAUUUGAAAAAUUUGGUUAUUAUUUUUUUCAUACAUAAUAGAGGACCACUCUAUACAUUGUAUAAACGAAAUAUUAAAAAAAAAAACCGGUGAGUAAAUUCUCAGGCAAUUGUUUCGUCUUGUUCACCUUGUUCGCAUUACAUACCUAUGACAGGCAGUUUUUCUCUGCACACACCUCACUGCACGCUAUAUCUGUAAUGAAGUAAUAACUAUUGGUGGACGUAAAUAAAAUUAUUAGUUACCGUUGGCCUUGCUGUUGAUAUAGAAAUAAACAAAUUUAAACUAUUUAAUUGGUAACUAUAAAAUAAAUAAUAAAUAUGCAAUUGUUAACAAUACAGAAUGGGCUCUUUCUUGAAAUCCGAACGACUAAAAUUUGAAUUAAUCGAUAAUUUAAACCGUCCCACGAAUUUAUACCGUUGUACUGUUUUGCGAAAAUGAGAUUGAGUCAAAUGGGUCACAAUACAGAGACAAAAUGAUUAUAUUUUCUUUUGAAAUUUCGAAGAGAUUUUUUUUCCAUUAAAAAUAUUGACAUUUAUAUACUUGUUCAAUACACGUCCAAUACAGUUGACAUUCGAAAAAAAAAGAAUGGCGUGUAAAAAAUAAAAAUAUCAUAAUUUAUAUUUAAUUUGUGAUACGCGUCAUUACAAUUCUCGUCGAUAAUGAUCAGCACAAUAUUAUACGAAAGUAUUGAUUCGAUAAUUAACCAAGUGAUUGUAGAAAUAAUGAACAUAUAAUUUUCUCGGGAUGGAUGGGUAUCAGGGGAGCACUGCGUGCAGCAUAAUGUAAUAAUGAAUGAAUAAGACCAGAACGACUUGCAAAAAAAAAAAAAAAAAACAACAACAAAAAUGCAAACAAUUAAAACUUUGUACUCGCGAGUAUUAAAAAAAAUGAAUAGAACAUCAGAAUAAAUGGUCAAGUACAGUUCACUUGUGAGUGGUGUGACAUAGGUAAUAUUAUGUGAAACCACUAGUUCUCGAGAUAAAUCGGUCCUGUGGGUUCAAAAUUAAAUUUAAAAUUAAAAUUUUUCAAUUUUGUACACGAAAUGUUCAUAUACAAUAUUAAUAAUAAGAACGAUUUAAAAUUUCAUUGAAUUUUCGAUAUAAUACAUUUGAAAUCAUCGGGUUCGCUAAUUAGUAGUUAUUGGACAGUAUAUUUUUAUUUUUUUUAUUUCGAAACCGUAAAUAAUUACCGCUUAGUCAAAUCGUGCAGCAUGGGACAAUAUGUUGCUGUACGCAAACGAGAAAAACAAUUAUCCAAAUGUUGUUGAAACUAAUAUUAUAACAGAAACGUUUCGCUUGCGACGCGUCGAACAUUCGUAAUAAGGUAAUCGCGACAAAAACGAUACAGUAAGUGAGUAAACGAUACACAUUAACCCGGAUUUUACGAGGCUAAUCACAUCCAUCGCCCGAGGUGCAUGGAAAUUCGACUCGACGAGAAUUAACGAGAUUUAAUGAUGUGUUUACGUGUCUUGUUUAAUCGGAAUACUCGUUGAUUAACAGAAAUAUUAUGUAUUAUUUAAUAAUAUGUGUUUGUCAAAAAUCAUAUAAUAUUUUACUAAUAGAUUUUAUACACGCACUAAUCAGGUGUCUAUAAAAUUUUCAAAGUUUGAUUUACAGAUUUUGUGAUCUUUGAAAAAAUAUGAAAACGAUAAAUAAUUACGAUUAUUGAUUUUAGAUUCUGAGGGUAAACAGAAUUUAUUGUAUUGUACUGUGGCGAUUCUGCUAUUUACCAUUUUUUUUUUUUGUAGCAAGUUUUUUCUAGUUGAUAUACCAUUAAGGAGGUGGUAAUUUAUAAUCGGGGGAAAUUGGGGAAAAAGUUGGAAAAACUGGACAAUUUAUAAAAAACUUAAUAGUGAGCACAACGAUAUAUGAGUUCUCUCAAAAUUGGUUAUCACUCACCUAGAUCUUACGAUUUUCCGCACACCUAAUUAGUACCGUUGUGUCGUACUAUAUAUAAUUUGAAAUAUAUGAAAGUGAUCAGGUGAUGUUACACCUAUUCGCUUAGAGUGGAAAUGAAAAGUCCGCGUCAACGUUUAACUAGGUAUAUUGUUUGGAGUUUUAGGUCGCACGAUAAGAGCAUUUUGUUUUUAGCGGUUUACAGAUUUCGAAUUUUCUACCCCCGUGUCCAUUCCGAAUUUACUUCAAAAUCAUAUUGUAAAUAAACAGCAUUGUAAAACCAAAUUUAAUGGGAAUGCUGCAAAUGCACCACCAAAAAAGUUUUCAGGGGAUUCCGAAGCAGCCAGUUAGUUUUCCCGUUGUGUAUUUUCAAAUUAAAUUUAUAUAUUUCUCGAUAAAUAAAAAUCUGAUUAACAUCAGUAUACAUUUUAAAAUGUGAAAAUAGAAAGCCGUGACGUUUAAGUCUUCCAUCGAUCCUAUACAGCCACGCACGACACUGCAGUUUAUGUCUUGAGAACGCCAUGUAAAGUGUGAAGUGUUGUUGCUGCCAAAAGCCGUAGCGGACCAAUCAACGCGUUAUAGUGAGUUACAUGUCAGAAUUGAGUUGGACGAAUUUAAUUAAGUUAAAAGAAAUCUGUUUCCCUCUCGACAUUUGCUUUCCAAUUGUUUGAGGACUUCCCAGUCCUUAAGCACUGCAGAUUUAUGGACGUGCACGCGAUGCACGAGCACAGGUCCCCCAAAUUCUUAGGACCGCUUUCAACUUUAAAAAAAAAAAAACAAACACUGAUAGUUUACUUUAAAGUUUGAAGAUAUCUAUAAUUAGUACAAAUGUACGAUUAAGCAUUUAAUAAUCAAUAAUUAUGAAACAAAGUGUGAAAAUACUUUUAAUUAAAUUAAGUUAAAAUUUUUCAUUUUUUGAACUUAAACACUGUAUAUAGUAUAGUCUAUUUUAAAUAUAAUUAUUUUUUAUAAUUUUACUUUCUCACAACGGCAUUGGUAAAUUAAUUACUGCACUAUUAAAUAGGAAAAAUGUAUCGGAAAAAUAGUCUUUUCACUAAUGUAUGUAAAUAAUCAAUAGUCAAUUAAUUGGUACUUUUUUUUUUUUUUUGAAAUAUUAUGCUACGAUUUACCUUGACAAAUUAUUAACUUAAUUAAAUAAUAAUUAUAAAAUUAAUAUAUAGAUUGCGGCGUUCAACACGUAAAUGUAUUGAAAUAGCUAUCGUGGGAUUUUGCAGUUAUUAUGUUAUUAUUAUUAUUAUUAUUAUUUAUGAGGUUUUCGAAUACUCGCGAAUAAUUGCUUAAUUAUUAUUUUUUCUCUUUGUAGCUUUUUUAAUUCAUUCGUUGGUUAUUUUUUUCCUUAGUAAUAUUUUUGAAAUCGUGACACAUUUUUCUUUUUACGUUUAUCAAAAUGUAUUAAAUAUAAUAUGUCCGUUAUUUGUAAAUAAUAAAUAAUAAGUAAAAAUAUACCUUUGCUCGGGUAUUAAUUUAGCUAAAAGGUAGGAUGUAAUUUUAGUUAUGCACAAUACACCUAGUGCAGUUUGCAUGUAGUAUACACCCAACGGUGUAGUGAUCGUAAAUAAAGAUAGUGAAUGGUAUUAGUAAGUGGUCAAAGAUAUUAAAUGGACGAAAAUUAUUUGUUAUAUGUCUAUUAAUCAAUCACUAAUAUUUAAAUUAAUUGUCAAUAAUAUUUAUCCUGUUCACAUAAUAUUCCAAAAUAUUUAUUACGAAAUUUAAUCGAAAUGGCUUGUGAUAAUGUGUUAAAUCAUUUUUGCAGGACAUUUUGGAGUUCAUCGAGGGUUCGCCUCACGGAGUAAUUUACUUUACAUUUGGCACAGUCGUUGCACUAUCAACGUUACCGGACACAGUACAAAACGCGUUCAAAAGCGCAUUAGCCGAAAUCCCCCAAAGAGUGUUGUGGAAAUACGAAGAGGAAAUGAAGGACAUACCGAAAAAUGUGAUGACGGGCAAAUGGUUUCCCCAAAGGGACAUUCUCUGUAAGAUUUAGCAAAUACACCGUCAUCGAUUAUCGUCCAAGUAUUUUAAAUGAAUUAAAUGUCAACAUUUUCCCAUCACUUCUAUGUUUUUGCAUGCGUUUAAAAACAUAGGAAUUAAAAUUAUCAUCAUUGAACAAAAUUAAAUAUAUUAUAUUUUUCUGUUUGUAUUCGUUUAAUGAUAUUGAAUCUGUCGAUGGUUCUAGUAGGUAUAGCAGACGUGAUCUGAAUUCCGGAUUUUUGUGGCAAAUCAGUAUUAAAUUAUAAAAUUAAAAAAUUUAGUAUUAGACAUCUUCUCUUCACCUCAUUUCUCGUGACUGUAGGUUGGAACUUUAAACCGAAAUACAUAAUCAGUAAACAUUGUAACGCAAACCAACAUUUAAUACUGGAAUACUUAACACAGCCGCGAUUUCGACAAUGGCAUUUUAUUGCAUUGUUCGUAUAAAAUAAAAUGUCUGUUUGAAUCCAAAAUAAUGAGAUAUUACGUUCCUGCUUGAAAUCCACGCGUUAUCUCCCAAUGAAAUUUAUGCGUAAACGCUUUGCUGCCAUUGACUCAUUAUAUUAAAAUAUCACGGCGUCUCGUUUGUGUAUAGUGCAUCCGAAUGUAAAAUUAUUCAUCAGCCACGGAGGUAUAUCGGGUGUGUACGAGGCCGUGGACGCUGGCGUUCCGGUACUGGGAUUUCCGAUGUUCUUCGACCAGCCGAGAAAUAUCGAACAUUUGGUGGAUUCGGGUAUGGCGAUCUCGAUGGAUUUGUUUUCGGUAACCAAAGAUAAGCUUUUGAACGCCAUCAACGAAAUGGUCAACAACACAACGUGAGUAUACCUACGGUAUUUUCUACACAUUUAUUUUGGGCGGAACUGCGGUACGACCCGGCAUAUUACCUUUUAGCUACGGGAAUGCAUUUUGUAAAAACUAAUUAAAAACCAUGUGUUUAACAUUCAGGUACUCGAAAAAUGCCAAAAUUGUCUUAGAACGGUUUAGAGACCGACAGAUGUCACCGGCCGAAUCGGUUGUUUACUGGACGGAAUACGUUAUUCGUCAUAAAGGUGCGCCCCAUUUGAAAUCCAACGCACUCAAUUUGACGUGGUAUCAAUACUUUUUGCUAGACGUGAUCGCUGCGGUGUUGUUAUUAGUUUUAUUUAUUUCGUUUGUUACGUACAGAAUAUUAAAAUUCAUCAAAAUUUGUGUUUUGAAAUCAUUGACGAAAUUCAAAUCGAAACGCGAGUAACUCAGUUGUACGAAUUUUCCUGGGAUCUUAAUUUGCUUACAGUUAUAAUAUGGCAUAGUUACAAUAUUAAUUUUUAAAUAAUCUAUGUCAAAAUCGUAGGUUAUUAAAAAUAUCAGUGUAAUAUUAAAAAAAUUAACAUGAUUAAUUUGUAAAUAUACCAUAUAAUAUUAUGUACCUCUGCCUUUAUAACUCGACUAUCGUUGUAUAAUGAAUAGGCUGUCGUGUAUGCAUGGGUGCCUAGUAACAUUUCAGGCAGGAGCAGGGAAAAAUAAAACAAUUUCCCAUAAUAUAUGCUAAAUGAAGGUUUUAAUUUCAAUUCAUUAAAAUUAUUAAUUCAUGUUAUGUUUUCAGGAUGGGGCAAGUGCCCUGUCUUGGCUCCCCUCCAUAGGCGUCCAUGCGUGUACGUCAAUUACGAGGUUCCUAACUGAUUUGCUAUGAGUUAAUGAACUACCGUGUACAAUUUAUAUUUUAAUUAAUAAAAUAAUUACAGCAAUAAAUUCAAAUUAUGAAUUUCAUUUUUAUUCUUAAGGAAUUUUCAAUAUUAAAUUAUUAUUUUAUUUUUAUUCAGCAAGUACCUAUACGUUAUACCUAUCAUUUAGGUAUGAAAAAUGAUCGUGUCUUAUCAUCAUGUUAUGCCAGUAUAAUUACAUUAUGUUUAUUAUAAUAUAGUAAUUGAGUAUAACAAAAUUAUAUUAUCAUGUAUCAUAGACUACACUACUAUAGUUUGACGCAGGUAGACAGUGAAUUUUAAAAUAUCAAAUAUGUUAUGUUGUCGUAUAAGCUUUUAAGCUGAUAGAAAUAGUACCAAUUCUUCAACGAUUUAACGUAGUUUAUUUGCUACAGCCCCUCCCAUUAAAAAUUCCUGGGCACGCCACUGAGUGGAAUCUACAAUUUAACUAUUUUGUAUUAAUUUUUUUAUUUUUACAAAUCAUCCUACAAAAUGUGUAAUUUAUUCACAAUAUCAUAAACCAAAUCAUAAUAAAUUGUUAUACUGAAUAAUAUAAACGACAUAAACAACAGUUUAUUUAAUCAAACAUUUUUUUAUAGAAACCUAUUUAUUUUAAUAUGCACGAUAUAAGAACUUCUUAUCGUUUAUAAAAUAUAUACUGUGCAUAUAUUAUUAUAAUUUAAUAUUGUAAUAAUUAUACUUAGAAGUAGAAUAAUAUCUGCGUAUUAUUAUUUUUAUGCGAUCUAAUAAAUUUAUAUACAUGUAAAUUUGAUUAGCUAUAUUUGUUUUUAAUUUCAAACGUAUAUACUAGUACAUACUAGUGCAUAUAAUGAUUUCAAUUGAAAAAUUAAAUUGGUUUUUGUAUACCAGAGGGUUUAUUCUACUAAUUUUUGUUAAAAAGUACCCGCAUACUUGGCAUAUUGUCGAAAAAAAAAACUUUGACUUUGGAGUUAGACUUUAUUCAGCUAUUUUCUAUAGAAGCAUACUAUUGCAAUUUUUUUAAAUUUUUGUAAUACCACUAGUGAUACUAACUGAGAUUAACCAUCUUUAGAGGUUAUGUAAAUAUCAAAGUAGUAAGUAACUAAUAAUUACCUACUUCAAUAUCCGUUUAAAUAUCAAUAUGUAACUUUAAUAUAAUAAAUAAGUAACUGUUUUCAACAGAAAUACCAUUAUAUUUACGUAGCCUAUGUAUGUCAGUCAGAUGAAGUGUUAAUUCGUGCAAAAUUCAUUUAAACAUAUAUUUGGAUGUACGAAAUUCUAUGUCUGUUAGCUUAUAUGUAGUCCAUUGACGAAUAAAGAUUCGUUCUAUCUUAACCGUCUAUUAAAUUAUCGUUAAAUGUCGUCCCAUUCUUCAUCAAUAAUAAAAAAAUUAUUAAUCCUCAACACAUUCAUGUUUAACUAUUUUAUAAAAAUCGAAAAACAUUGAAUUUUACUAUAAGAUUCGUUGCAUUAUCAGCCAAAACAGUUCCUAGCUAUCAUAGAUUAAAAAAAUAAUUAUCAAUAAUAAUAACUUGGAAAGAUAAUCAAAUAAAAAAUAUACAAAAAAGAUUUAUACUUAUGUGAAAUGAAUUUAAAACUUACUUAGCAACCAAGCCAAAUCAAUAAAAAAAAAAAAAGUUGCUAAUACAAUUUCCGAGCUCUAGUUAUUAGUUAUCAAUUUGUAUGUUAAUUAUUACCAAGGAGUGUUAUAAAAUUACAUAUAACCUCAUUGAAAAAGUCAACUAUGUUGAAGACCCUAUGUUAGUUCCAGUAAAAUAUUUCACUAAUACUAUGUAUUAUAAUAAUAUGUCUAAUGUUUAUGGUCUCAACGAAGACUGCCGUAUUAUUCCAAUAUUGUACAACGCGCUCUAGGAACUGUUUUUAUAACAAAAAUAGUCGAUGUUCGUUCCGCUCGAGAUAGCGUAGGUAGUCGGUUUGUAGUUAAUUAUUAAUAUUAUAUUAUUUAUCAUUAUUGGUUCCCCAGAUACUUGUUUUAUCUUUUUGUUCCAAGGAUUUCUCGAGAUUAUUAUAGUACAGGGCAUAGUAUCCUUGUGGAACUAAUGUACGUAAACUCUUUAUAGUAUCCUAAGAUAUUAUUGUAUUAUUUGAGUAAGGUGUAUGUACAACCAUUUGGCUUAUAUAGGUUAGGUUAGCCUCGUUCAUACUUAAAUAAUACCUAGGUAAGUAUUAUUUUUUUUUAUUUUCAUUUGUUAUUGUAAAGUUAUGAAUGAAGUCAUCUUGUUUAGAUUAUCGAAAUUAAUUACCAACUAAAUAAGUACCCCAAGUAAAAUGAUUUCCACACUAGUGGGACUUUCUCUUCAAGUUAUUUCAUGUUGUUGUUAUUCAGUUCAGUUACUAAAUUUACUUAUUGCACACUUGUUGUAAUUACAGAUUGUAAAUAUACUUUUGUUUGAAUAAAAAAAAAAAAACUAAAUAAGAACAUACCUACCUAUCUGGUCAAAUUGAACAUUAAAAAUAAUAAACAUUAUAAUAUAAUGUUUGGAUACAAAUGUACCUAAAUAUGUGUAAGGACAUUUAUUAUAUUUAUAAUAAUAACAAUAAAUUUAUAAUAUAUUUAUAAUACUACAUACCCAUUAGGUGUACCUGCCUAUGUUAAAACACAGACAUAACUCUAAGACCAUUGUAGGUACCUAUUCAAUAUUUGUUACAGGUAUUGAUUAUUUAUAAGAAAAUUAACUGUUCUAUAUUCUGACAUUAAUAUAUUACAUAUUAUUUAAAUAUAAUAAUAGAUAGGUUAUAGGUAGUAUCAGGUAGGUAUUUGGUAAUCAUAAUUAUGAAUCACAGUUUACAAGUACCUACAUACGUAAUCUUAAAUACAAAAAAAGUCGAAUUAAUUAUUUACAUUUGUUUUUAGAUAUGAUAUAAACUAGACAAACAAUUAUGGACAUUAUUAAAAUAUUUGGUGUGUUAUACAAUUUUAGUAAUCAUAUUAAAUUGAUAUUAUAUUGGUACAUCAUUUUAAAUGUAUUUGUAUAAAAAAAUGUUGAUAAUUAGGUAAUUGAAAAAUUUAUUUCACCAUUUCAGACCUGAAAUUAAUCUAACUCAAAAAUAUUUUUUUCGUUUAUCAAUAUUUAAUAAUGUGUUGCUUCAUAAGACAAAAUAUAAUUUUUUUUUUUACAAAGUCAUUAGUAUGUUCCCAGUACAGGACUUUAGGCGUUUACCGAGUCAAAAUAACAUUAUUAGUAUUAAUUGACGAUUCGUACAUGUUGAUUAUUCUGUUAUCAUGGAGGUAAAAAAUUCAGAUUUUAAAACCAUAUUUUCAACUUAAUUUAAUUUUACAAUUCAAUACAUUUAUUGUCAGAACUAAUUAAAAUUCUUAUGUCAACAUUUUUUAAGUGUUUUAAAGUAAAACUUAAAAGUAAUAACUGAAGAGUUACGUCGUUUAUUAUUUUAUGAUUUUUGUAAACUACAUACUCUGUGAAUAAUAUGACAUGCACUUUUAAUAACAUAAACCAAUUUUAAAUUUUCAAUAUCACUUAAAAGAAUUUCCUUCUAAAGGGACAUCAGGUCUGUUAGGGUUAAAUUAAAUUAACAUAAAGGUACCUAAUAAAAUACUAACAUUUCUUAUCUUCAACCAGGUAGGCGGGAGAAGUGUUAACAGUAAAAAUACCUUAUAAAUAUAAUUAUAGUGCAUAUUAUUAUUGUAUCAGUUAGCGAUUACUUAAUUAUAUUUAAUUGUUAUAGCUAUUAUAUUUUGUUAUAUUUUAAUUGCUAUAUAAUUUAAUGUCUAUUCCAUUUUAUUCUUACAGCACCAAAUUAGUGAAUAAGUGUUAAAUACUAUUUUGUUUUUAAAAACUGCAUGCGUAGUAUAGUAUAUUUUUAUUUAUGCCAUUUGUUAGAAAUGCACAUACGUUUUACAAUGUUAAUUUCAAUAUUUUAAACUUCAGUUCUGAUUCCACUUGAAGAGUAGGUAAUAUAUUAGAUAUGUAAGUACAAAGUAAUAUACUAAUAAAUACUAUUUUAUAGAUGUACAAAUAGUAAUAAUUCACCAACAAAUUUAUGUCAUAAAUAGAAAGGUAUGUAUUAUUAAUUAUUUACUUUUUAUUGAAAAUAAAAUGAAAUCGUUUUUUUGUUUUCGUUGAUAAAUUAAUUACAGUUUUAUUGACAACUGUUGCUAGAUCGAUCUAGUGUUUAUCAAUCUAAAAUAUAAAUUCGAUUAGUAAUAGAGAAUUUGUUGGAGAAAUUAAUUAAUUAAAUUAAAUUUAAAUUUAAGUUUAAUUAUUAAACAAUAUUAUUUGAUUUUUAUUAUAAUUUAAAUUUAAAUAUUUAGGUAACUAACAAUAAACAUGUUUAUUAUUGUUAUACGACGACUUUAUGAGUAUGUGUAUUUAUGUCAUAUACUACUUAUUGUAGAAUAAUUUUUCUGAAUAUAAUUUAGAAUAGUAUGAAUAUAGUAUAUAUACCCUGUUAGAUUAUUUAAACUUACACUGUAUUUGCAGUAUUUAAAUUAUUGAUGACUUUUAAAUUAAGUAGAAAAAUACUCGGGCACUUAACUAAUAAUUAUCAAUCAGUAAGAUGAUUUCAUAAAUUAAUUAUAAUUAAGAUAAACUAGUUUAUGUUCGUACUGGUAUAUGCAUUACCAAUAAUAUUAUUUUCCCUGUAAUAUGUGUACCUACUUAAAUGUCGCAAACGUUAAUUCUUUUAGGGAGUAUUGGACACCGAACGAUGAAGACAUUUGCAAAACUAUUGAUAAUCAUAUAUUAUAUUAUUGGCUAUUACGGGGCAUGUAAUAUUAAAAUAGUAGAAUGUGAACAAAUUUUAGCUAUUUCACCGAGAGCGGGUAAGAGCCAUUGGAAUAUUCUAAAAGGGAUUGUUACUGCACUAACCGAACACGGUCAUAAUGUCACUGUCUUUACACCGUUCCUCGAUGGUAACCGAGAAAAUUAUACAGAAAUUGAUAUAUCUAAAGAAAUCAUACCGCUAGUGCAUCUGGAUAUUGGUGUUGUGCGAAAAUUAUUCACCAGAUAUUCGGACUUGAUUGAUUCUGCCAAUCGUUUUAGCCGAGAAAUGUGUAAGAAAAUGUACACAAAUAAUGCCAUCAAGAAUAUUAUCGCUAAUAAUACCUAUACACAUUUUGACGUCAUUAUUGUCGAAUUAACGGCCUCGGAGUGCUUUUCAUAUUUAUCUGCUAAACUGAACAUACCAUUAAUUUACGUUACCGCGCCGCCUUUAAUGACAUACGUGGAACGGUCCGUCGUGGGAUAUUAUCCAAAUCCGGCAGUCGUAUCGCAUACAUUUUCUGACCACAGCGUCCCUAGAACGUUUACUCAAAGAUUUACCAACGCUGCACUGUUUGUUUAUACGACAUGUUUACUUCAAUGCAAAUUUUGGUACACGAGUAUAGUCGAUCGACAGCCAUUUGAUUUAGUGGAACCUGUAAAACCGUCAAUUGUGUUUAGCAACGCUCAUUUUAUUAUGGAUACUCCGAGGCCUCAACUGCAAAAUGUCAUCCCAGUCGGUGGUAUACACCUGAAACCACCGGAAAGAAUACCAGACGUGAGUACACUUUAGAUUCUGAAAGGAGCAAGGAAUGUAUUGGUUUUACAAUGAUGUUUAUUUUUAUUAUCAUUAAUUAUUUUCUGCGAACAAUUUUUCUACCAGAAACUUUGCUCCGAUUUUUAAGUGUAGCACCUCUUUUGAAAAGAAAUUUAAUUAAAGUCAUUUUUGAUUUUUUUUCGGCGGUUUUCAUAAUAAACGAGCAAAACGUAGAAAAAGCGAGACAUUUUACGACACGUAUUAUUUUCAAAUCGUAAAUAUUACUGUACUUUCAAAACAUGUACAACCGAACUCCGCUUAAAAUCACUUUUCGUUAGUAACAAUUAAUCUUCCUCUUUACCAUCCCAACUUCUAACCUACAACAGUGGCCCACCCAUCGUGCGAAGUACGCCCGUUUGUUUGUUCGUGGACGUUCCACGUAUCGAUGAUAUAGAUAUUUACAUUGUCAAAUUAUAAUUACUUUCUAGGAUGUUUUAGAAUUCAUCAGCAAUUCGACACACGGAGUUAUUAUUUUCACUCUCGGUUCCGUUUUAAAAACAUCGUCGUUACCAGAAAACAUUCAAGAUAUUUUAUUUGAAGUAGUUGAACAACUCCCUCAGAGAGUUUUAUUAAAAUAUGAAGAUGACAUCAUGGUAAAUAGGAAGAGAAUACCAGGCAAUUUGAUGAUAAAAAAUUGGUUUCCCCAACGAGAUAUUCUUAGUAAAACCAUCUGAAUAAUAUAAAUUCAUUGUAUUCAUAUAGUAAAAACGAUUUUUUAAUGUUUCUAUUUAUGUAGUGCAUCCCAAUGUAAAAUUAUUUAUUAGCCACGGAGGAAUAUCUGGAAUGUAUGAGGCGGUAGAUGCCGGUGUUCCAGUACUUGGAUUUCCACUGUUCUAUGAUCAAUCGAGAAAUUUAGAACAUUUAGUUGAUGCAGGGAUGGCGGUUUUAUUAAACUUGGAAUCUGUAACUAAAGAUACGUUAUUGAAAACGAUUUUAGAACUGAUUAACAACGAAAAGUGAGUGUUUGUUAAAUGUAAUCCGCUUAUAACAGUUAGCAUUUACCAAUAUUAAUUAUGUUAUUAAUUUAUUCACAACUCUGCAUAAAUUUAAAUUAUGCUUUAACAGUAGUUUUAAAUAGUAUUAUGUUUGUUGUGUUUCAUAGGUACAUGAAAAAUGCCAAAAUUACUUCUGAACUAUUUAGGGAUCGACCAUUGUCGCCGGCUCAAACAGUUGAAUAUUGGACAAGGUAUGCCAUUCGUCAUAAAGGUGAACCACAUUUAAAAUCGAGCGCAUUUAACCUGACAUGGUAUCAAUAUUUUUUACUGGACGUGUUUAUUGUAAUAUCAUUAAUCUUUUCAUUAAUUAUAUAUAUCACAUAUUUGGUAUUAUAUUAUGGAGUUUAUAAAUUGUGUGUUUCAAUGUUAUCAUAUAUUAAAUUAAAAUUAAAAUCUGAAUAA
Cinara cedri is the source of this 17585-nucleotide messenger RNA. NCBI's taxonomy places the organism in Eukaryota, Metazoa, Arthropoda, Insecta, Hemiptera, Aphididae. The record is from the annotation of a GenBank genome assembly.